AUGGCUGUUGAAUAUUGUAAAUUGAAAAAGAAUAAGAGAUUAAUAGAAAAGAUACCAGAACUUGAAGAGAUUCAAUGUUUAUUGUUUGAUUUAGGAUCACACAUUGCAACACCAAGAACCGAAGGAUCAUCAUCUUCAAUGCAUUUAGCUAGAACAGAAUUUAGUGAAACUCAUGUAGAAAAGAUAGAGUUGGCUAUCGACGAAAUGGAUAAAUACUUGGCACCCUUGAAGAAUUUUAUUUUACCUGGAGGAGGAUUAGAAUCAUCACAAUUCCAUAUUUGUAGAGCAGUUUGUAGAAGAACAGAGAGAGAUAUGUCACCAUUAUUAAGAGAGUCAGCCAUCGACGAGACGGCACCCAAAUUUAUCAAUAGAUUAUCAGAUUACUUUUUUGCAGUAUCACGAUACUGUUCAUUGGUUACCAAUCAUCCAGAAUCUGUUUACAAAUUGCCAAAAGACAGAGACUCUAAUAACAAGUACCAACGUUCAGGGCUAUCCGUUAUGAAAGAGUAUGAUGAUGAUGAUCAACACCAAAUCAGUAUUUCUGCUGCAUGA
Cavenderia fasciculata is the source of this 552-nucleotide messenger RNA. RefSeq lists its product as uncharacterized. The record is from RefSeq and is a predicted model, not a curated record. The coding region runs from base 1 to 552 and encodes 183 amino acids. Gene Ontology annotation, molecular function: corrinoid adenosyltransferase activity. The transcript has 5 exons. Lineage: Eukaryota; Evosea; Eumycetozoa; Acytosteliales; Cavenderiaceae.